This is a messenger RNA of Meriones unguiculatus (Mongolian gerbil), 2902 nucleotides long. It is a transcript of the gene Sfrp4, whose product is annotated as secreted frizzled related protein 4. NCBI's taxonomy places the organism in Eukaryota, Metazoa, Chordata, Mammalia, Rodentia, Muridae. Gene Ontology annotation, molecular function: Wnt-protein binding. Gene Ontology annotation, biological process: non-canonical Wnt signaling pathway; canonical Wnt signaling pathway. The record is from RefSeq and is a predicted model, not a curated record. Gene Ontology annotation, cellular component: cytoplasm. The transcript is spliced from 6 exons. The coding region runs from base 517 to 1563 and encodes 348 amino acids.
UAGUAACGAGCAUCCCAGAUGACUGGAUGCAAGGCGCUCCUUUUCUUGAUCUGAAGAAAAAGUACUUAAAAAGAAGGGGCUUUGGGGAAAUGCAGGACUGUAACCCUUGGCUGCGGAGCGACGGGGAUGAUGUCACCGCUUCAGCACAAGAGGCUGGGGGUGGAGCAGAGGAGCAGGAGCCUGCUCUGCACUCGCAGCUGCCAAGACUCCCGAGCCCACGUCAGGGGACGCGUCUGGAUAAAUAGGGUCCCACAAUGGCCGUGGCCCGCUGCGCUCCGAGCUGCGGGGUCCGAGACUGGAGCUUCCUGCGCGGGGUCGGUGCUCUGGAGGCUGAGUGCUGGCUCUGCUGGUGCUCCGUGGUCCGGGGCAGAUUGGCAGCCAGACCCCAGAACUCUUCAUCAGUGCAGACUGGAGCUUGGGCAAGAAAGUUCACCCUCUAGGUGAAGAGAAAAGGAGCGCAGCGGUGCUGGAAGAAAAGGGUCCUUCCUGCGGACGGCGGCGCAGGAGGACAGUGCCAUGCUCCUCUCCAUCCUAGUGGCCUUGUGCCUGUGGCUGCGCCUGGCGCUGGGCGUGCGCGGCGCGCCCUGCGAGGCCGUGCGCAUCCCCAUGUGCAGGCACAUGCCCUGGAACAUUACCCGGAUGCCCAACCACCUGCACCACAGCACGCAGGAGAACGCCAUCCUAGCCAUAGAGCAGUACGAGGAGCUGGUGGACGUGAACUGCAGCUCCGUGUUGCGCUUCUUCCUCUGCGCCAUGUACGCACCCAUCUGCACCCUGGAGUUUCUGCACGACCCCAUCAAGCCCUGCAAGUCCGUGUGCCAGCGCGCGCGCGACGACUGCGAGCCGCUCAUGAAGAUGUACAACCACAGCUGGCCCGAGAGCCUGGCCUGCGAUGAGCUGCCCGUUUAUGACCGCGGGGUGUGCAUCUCUCCCGAAGCUAUCGUCACCGAUCUCCCGGAAGAUGUGAAGUGGAUAGACAUCACACCAGAUAUGAUGGUGCAGGAGAGGUCCUUUGAUGCUGACUGCAAACGCCUGAGCCCUGACCGGUGCAAGUGCAAAAAGGUGAAGCCAACUUUGGCAACUUACCUGAGCAAAAACUACAGCUAUGUUAUUCAUGCCAAAAUAAAAGCCGUCCAGAGGAGUGGUUGCAAUGAAGUGACAACAGUGGUAGACGUGAAAGAGAUCUUCAAAUCUUCCUCACCCAUCCCUCGAACACAAGUCCCCCUCAUCACGAACUCCUCCUGCCAAUGUCCGCAUAUCCUGCCCCAUCAGGAUGUCCUGAUCAUGUGUUAUGAGUGGCGUUCAAGGAUGAUGCUUCUUGAAAAUUGUUUAGUUGAAAAAUGGAGAGAUCAACUUAGUAGGAGGUCCACGCAGUGGGAAGAGAGGCUCCGCGAACAGCAGAGGACCGUUCAGGACAAGAAGCGAACGGCUGGCCGCACCAGCCGCAGCAACCCCACAAAGCCAAAGGGAAGGACACCCGUUCCCAAAGCUGCCAGCCCUAAGAAGAACGUGAAAGCCAGAAGUGCCACCAAAACGUCAAACCUAAAGAAAAUCGCAAGCUAACAGGGUUCCAAGACGGAGCCACCCUUACAGGAUAAGGCGCUACUGCCUGGGACAGCCUGUGGAAGGCCACACACCACUUGCCUUAAGGACCCACUGCACUUCUCCUUAUUAGACACAUGCUGCAGCAUUUUUCUCUAACGAUAGCUUCAGUGUUUCUCCUUAAGCCGCACAGUCCUGGUGCCGGUUGGUCCUCCCGUAUGGAAGAUGCAAGAGGAAAAGAUGAUGGAAAGGUUUCUGCAUUCAGAGUGGCCACAUACUCUGUGUGACCUCCGCGCAGCAGGAAAUGUGCCUCUGUUUUGAGAGUUUGACCUAAUAUGUACAUUGUAAAGUUCACAUACUAUGUCAAACAAAACCAUUUUUAAUUUUUUGACAAAAAAAAUAUUGUACUUCCUUUGACUUCUGUUAGGAAGUUAGUGAGACAUUAAAUGUGGCUGAAACUAUGCUUUUGACAAAGGCAGGAGGAAUGGUACUUAGAAGACCUUCGUCUGUUUGUUGUCUGCGUAAAGAUUUUUCUGAUGAAUGGAGUUUUGGAAAGCUUAGAGAUGUGGGAUGUGGGGAUGGUAAUGUGUGUUUUUCAGACUCUCAUUUCUGUCUUUAGCUUAAACUUUGAAAGCUAAGCUAAACAUGACAAAUAAAAAGGAGAGGCAGACUGUCCAUGUGUGUUCUUAUCGUCCGGCUGCCACACCUCGCUGGAGAUGCUCUAAUCAAACCGCUCCUUGCUGGUACCCUGGAUGCUGCCCCACAGACAGCAUGCCUCUUUCCCCCUUUGCAGCUCAGGUACCAAGUAGCAGGUUAAUCCAGUCAAGUGAGUGGGUCACUCAUCUCACCCCAGGGCAUCUUAGUGCUUCUAGUCACAACAGGACAUUCUAGGACAUUCUCUGUGCACUGGCAAGGACUGACAGCCUAUUGAAGCCGGCUCACAGUGUGCUGCGCCAUAGGCACCGUACUUACUGUUUACUUCCGGUGGUAGCAGGACAGUACCAACACUUGAUGCUUAGAUUUACCAUUGUCCCUGAUGGCCAGGGGAAAGGUAAGUGAUGUGUCACGUUCAUAGUCAUCGAAACACGAAACUGAGAUGAACGGGGCACGGGCAAGCGGGCAAAGAUUUCUAUGAAGUACUGCCUCCUGAUGGCUUAGCUAUGCUUGCAAUCAAAGAAACCCAAGAGCAUCAAUAAAUUACGAAGAACAUGAUUCUACAGUAUAAAACGGACCCACUAGCUCUUAAGGACAACCUGAUAGCAAUUACACAUAGCAUCUAAACUCUACGAUCUCUGGACAAGUCAUUAAGAACUGUUGAUAGCCUAUGCAGCUUAUUAGCAUAGGAGGACGGGCUGAUGGA